UGUAAGCUUCAGUCAUCAUUUAUUGUAAUUAAAUAGAAAAGUUUGACCAGCAGUCUUCAGAACUUCAUCUUUUGUGUUUCACAGAAGAAAGUAAGUCAUACGGUUUUGAAACUCUAUUGAGGUCAGUAAAUGAUGUCAGAGUUUUCAUUUUUAGUGAACUAUGCCUGUAAAUAUGGUACUUUCACAAGCCGUGAGGUAACUAGGUUAUCAUGUCACCUGUGAAAACAGAGCUUGCGUAUGUGCUAGGUUGAGAUGAGUACAACAAACUCCCAAGUCUGAAAUCAUCCUCUCACCCUUACGUAGUGGUGGAUUUUGUUCUUUAUGCUUGAGAGUGGGAUUCGUGUUUGCUUGAGUGUGACCUUUGCCCUACAAGAACUAAAAAGAGAACCUAAUCCCUGGGUCCCCCUGAUGUGGCGAUGUAAGAACGGAGAUCCCUUUCCCUCCACUCUUGAUCAGAGGCGUAUUCUCCUCUAUGAGCGCUAAGCCACUGGACACACAAUGAGUGGAUAAAGAUAAGCCUCCAGCUUGUGUUGACACUCUCAUUGAGCCCCAUAAUGCACUGCUCCGGAUCGCUCUCAUAAAGACCCGGCUCCUCUUUUUUUUACAAGCCAUCUUCGAAUGGUCGCACAAAAUGGCUUGAUUUUCUGUGUUUUUAUCCUGACACUUUCAUUGCUCGUUUUUCGUGUGAUGUUUAAGACCGCAUUUGCAGUCCAUCACCCCUAAAGCUAGGUAAAGAGCUACAUGUCACCCCCAUCUCCUGCUGAGGGUCACUUUUAUUAGCUUCAUUGAUAAAAGCCUGCCUGUACACAGAAAAUAGCUGGUAGAUCUUGGUAGAUUUUUUUUUUUCCUGGAUGGAGAAGUGUUUUAUUUAACUGAUAGGAUUUUUUCUUUUUUUGUCCCCAGUUUUAUGGUGCUGAUAAGGCAUCUGGGGAAAGUAUAUAAUAAAACGGUACAGUUUCUUUUGUAGAGGGACAAAUAGUAGGACGGUUCCCUUUCUCACUAUAUAUCAUCACUGUAUAUGCUUUCCAAUCUUUGAUUUAUAUAUUCAAGCAAAAUAUGAAUCUCUGACUUUUAUAUUUUAGGAACUUUGAAAAACACUUGCAGAGUUGAUAUCAGUUUAAAAAAUACUAAUGCGACUAAAAUAACGUCCGGUUUUCAUUUCAUUCACGCACAGAAGCCCUGAGGGACAUGAACUGUAUUCGAAUCCUCCUCACAUCUGUUAAUAGAUGGGCGAACAUGUCGUGACUAGUCUCCCAGACUCAACUUUAUAGGUAUUUAUAGUGAUUUGGACACAAUCACAUUCAAAUGCCAAAUGCCACAUGUUCUGAGAGGUCUAAAGCUUGUUUGGAGAUGGACUCGCCCAGACAGUGUCAAUCAUAGUGCUAAGCCUUUGCUCUGAAUCUUCUGUCUGAGAAACCAGCGGGGGGGUGUCCUCUUCAAAUCUGCUCCCACCUCCCCUCCCCUUCCUGUUUUUGCCCUCUUCUCCACUGGCCACCGCUUUCUUUAAAAAGCCAUAUGCUUCCCAGUUAGACUUCAGCGUGUGCACACAUACACAUACGCCAAGGCUGCAACACAUAUGAGGAUUACCUAUUAACCUUGUCCAGCUGACUGAAAGACAUACGGUUGGUGGAACUUUAACCGAGGGAUGCAUCAUUGAUCAUUGACUUGUUCUGCUUGGCCCCUGAAGUCUGUGAGCUUGGGAACUUGAGAUGAACAGAUGUGCUGUAAAGAAGAAAAGUCAGCCUAUGUGCCGGAGGACGAGCUUAAGGCAGCUAAGAUAGAUGAGGAGCACCUGCAGGAUGACGGACUCUCCUUAGACGGUCAGGACGCAGAGUACCUGUGUAAUGAAGAAGACGAUGGCCAUGAACAGCUGAGCUACCAGAACUCUCCACUCAGCAAUGGCACCAACCCAGACGCCGGCUACGCCUCACCCCUCAGCGACACCAGCGAUCACCUGGCUGACUUCAAAAGCACCUCCUCCAGAGAGGGCCAGGAUAAAGAGGAGGUUGAAGACAUGGAGUCAGACACUGGACUAUCUUUGCAGGACAGCCUGGCACAGAUGAAAGCAGUCUAUGCAAACCUGAUUUCUGAUGCUUCCUGGUCGAGUAUCACAAAGGACAUUAUGAAAGGCAAGCAGGUUAGCGCUAGUACCACUAACAGUACUCCAAGCAGCCACAAGGGGAACAACAGCACUGCAAACAGCCAUGCAAGCAGCAUGACAAGCAGCGGAGCUAGCAGCAGCAGCAAUGCUAGUGCUAGCUUGAAGACAAAUGUGACGCCAAGCAGCAAUUCUACAAAAGCCACUGCAUUAAACAAUGCCAGCAAUGGACCCAUCAACGGUGCUAACAGUGGGGGUGUUGCAUAUGACUGGCACCAAGCAGCUCUUGCUAAAACCUUACAGCAUAUGCCCUACCACCUCAUGCCUGAACCAAGUCUAUUCAGCACAGUGCAGCUGUACCGACAAAACAAUAAGCUGUAUGGGCCUGUCUUUACGGGUGCCAGCAAGUUCAGAUGUAAGGACUGUAGUGGAGCCUAUGACACGCUUGUAGGUCUCACUGUGCACAUGAAUGAAACAGGCCAUUACCGCGAUGAUAACAAGGACAAGGAGGAGGAAAAGGGUAAGAAAUGGUCCAAGCCGCGGAAACGAUCCUUAAUGGAGAUGGAGGGCAAAGAAGAUGCUCAGAAAGUCCUGAAAUGCAUGUAUUGCGGCCACUCGUUCGAAUCCCUACAGGACUUGAGUGUCCACAUGAUCAAAACUAAACACUACCAGAAAGUGCCUCUCAAAGAACCAAUGCCAGCUCUUGCCUCAAAGCUGAUGCCCUCCACCAAAAAACGAGCGUUCCAGGACCUGAUGUCUCCAUGCUCACCUGAGUCAAUCUCAAGCACCCCUGGCAUUCCACUGGCAGAGACUGCACCCACCAAAGAUCAGAAGAUUUCAAACCCAUAUGUCACAGCUAAUAACCGUUACGGCUACCAAAACGGUGCGAGUUAUACCUGGCAGUUUGAGGCCCGAAAAGCUCAAAUUCUUAAGUGUAUGGAGUGUGGGAGUUCCCAUGACACCUUGCAGCAGUUGACAGCCCAUAUGAUGGUGACUGGACAUUUUCUCAAAGUCACAAACUCCGCCUCUAAAAAGGGUAAGCAAUUAGUGUUUGACCCUGUGGUGGAAGAGAAAAUCCAAUCCAUUCCACUUCCACCCACGACAACACGUCUGCCGGCUCCAACUAUCAAGUCCCAGCCUGAUUCACCAGUACACCCAUCUGCCAUGGAUGAAAGGAAAGAGUCAGAAGAGGAGAAAGUGGAGGAGCCUGAGGAGAAGAAAAUCAAGCAAGAGAAAGAGGAUCCUGCUGAGAAGGUGGAAAAGAUAGAGAAACCCAGCCGUUACAAAUAUCUAAGAGAAGAGGAUCUUGAAGAGUCUCCUAAAGGUGGACUAGAUAUUCUCAAGUCAUUAGAAAAUACGGUUUCCAGUGCAAUCAGUAAGGCUCAGACUGGUGCACCCACCUGGGGUGGAUAUCCCAGCAUUCAUGCUGCCUACCAGUUCCAAGGGUCUGUGAAAUCAUCUAUACCUGCUGUCCAGAGUGUCCAGAUUCAACCAACAUUCAACGCCAGCAACUUGAAAUCUUUGACCUCUGACUCCAGCACUCUGAUCCAUUCUCCAAGCAGCCCAUCACCACCUCCAAACCAUAAAAGCAAUGUCCUAGCCAUGGAAGAGUUGGUGGAGAAAGUAACAGGAAAAAUCCAUUCAAAGAAAGACAGGGAUGAAAAAUCAACUGAACGUGGUUCCAAACAUCUCACUGCUGAAUUACCCUCUCCUGUUCUCAAAGACCGAAAGGACCUGCCAAGACCAGAUGAUCUUAGCAAGCCAACAAAAAAUGGCACGGUGGAUAAAGACCUAGAGCACGUUCCGGUUCGGGAAGGAGAAUACAAAGAAAGCCAUGCCGAUAAUCCUCUAAAGAAUGGAACAGAUGUCCUCAAAACGCAAGUCAGCAAUGGUUGCAGUAAUUUAGGAAUCAUCACUGACCACUCACCAGAACAGCCUUUAGUCAACCCCCUCAGUGCAUUGCAGUCUAUCAUGAACACUCAUUUGGGUAAGGCCUCCAAAACAGUCAGCCCACUCCUAGACCCACUAGCAAUGCUGUACAAGAUCAGCAACAACAUGAUGGAAAAGCCCAUGUACAAUCCAGCUCAGGUCAAGCAAGUCGAGCCCAUAAACAGAUAUUAUGACAAUGAAGACGAUCAGCCCAUGGACUUGACAAAGGCUAAAAGUGGCAACGGGCCCACAAACAAUUGUUCAUUCACUGUUAUCAGCAACAACAACAGCAACAUCACAAACAGCACCCGACCCAUCUUGUCCACGCUGACUGAAUCAGUCUCAUCUCCUCUUCGGGAGAAUGCCCUAAUGGACAUAUCUGACAUGGUGAAGAACCUCACGGGUCGCCUGACGCCAAAGUCGUCAACCCCUUCCUCUGUAUCUGAAAAGUCGGAUGCAGAUGGCUGUGCUUUUGAGGAUGGCCUGGAGGAUCUUUCACCUGUUCAGAAGAGGAAAGGCAGGCAAUCAAACUGGAACCCUCAGCAUCUGCUGAUUCUUCAGGCUCAGUUUGCAUCCAGCCUCCGGGAAACCCCUGAUGGAAAGUACAUUAUUACAGACCUAGGUCCUCAGGAGCGUGUACAUAUUUGUAAGUUUACAGGUCUCUCCAUGACCACCAUCUCCCACUGGUUGGCGAACGUCAAGUACCAACUCAGGCGGACAGGUGGAACCAAGUUUCUGAAGAACAUAGACUCGGGCCAGCCACUGUUUCUGUGUAGUGAUUGUGCCUCCCAGUUCAGAACUCCAUCCACAUACAUUAACCACUUAGAGUCCCACUUGGGCUUUAGCUUGAAGGACCUCUCAAAGUUAUCAAUAGACCUCAUAAGAGACCAGCAGGCAGUCACUAAAAUGAUCACAGAUAAGACAUUUAGUGUCCUUGGCUUGACUGAGGAGGACUCUAAUUCCAUAUUUCAGUGCAAACUGUGCAAUAGGACUUUUGUCAGCAAGCACGCAGUGAAACUGCACCUAAGCAAAACGCAUGGAAAGUCACCGGAGGACCACCUGAUCUUUGUUACUGAGCUGGAAAAGUUAGAAAAAGCCUAAGGAAAGCAGGCUGGUGGCAGUGAAGUGACUGGAUUGAGAAUCAUUGCACUACAUCACUGUACUGCACUGCACCUGAACUGAGCCUUCAAAAUCAGUCCAACUUCUGUCGUGAAACUGCCUGAUUGGACCAUGAUCUGUUUCGAUUUUUUUUCCCUCGUUUUUUUAGUCUCUUGAUUUCUAUCUCCUGCUUUGUACUGUAUUUAUCUGAUAUGUGUCGGUUAUGUGCAUGUUUUUUUUUUUUCUUUAUUUUCUUUCGGAGUGACUUAAUUCAAACAGAAUUUACAAUUUGUACUCUGUUGAAUUGGGAAUGAAACAAACAUGGUAUCCAUGGGCAUGGUCUAAAACAAAAUGGAAAAAGAACUGAAUAGAUCGAGUUGCGUUGUACUAAACUCUUACUAUACGUCAAAAAGACUGACUUCAUUGAUGCACUCCAUAGUGUUGAAUGUUAUGAGAAUAUGUAUAAAAUCAGACAGAGCUAUUUUGUUAAGUUGAGCUCCGAUUUUCAGAUAUUGGCUUGACAUAAAUCAAACUGCAACCCUUUGAAGUGAAAACAGUGCAUUGUAGAUUUUGAGUCUUCUAAACCUCGAAGGAUAUUGAAGAAUUUGAUGGGCUGCCUAUGAUUAUACACUUUGGUUUUUCAAAGGCAUUUCUUUGUUUUUAAUAAUCAUUGUUUUUUGUUGUUAAGUAUCAUUUUAUACAGUAGCAAUUUGAAACGUAUGCUUUGGUACCACUAUUUCUCUUUCUAUGGUUUCGCUUUGGUUUCAACCUGUAAAGACUUUAUUGAAAUCUUAUAUACAGCACAUAUAUUUAAAUGAUCAGCGAAGAUGUGUAAAUUUCCAUCAUCAUAUCUUGCCAAUUGCCGCAGCUCAACAUUGUUUGUAUGGUGUGCAUUCUUUUAUAUUGUCAUUUUAUAUAUAGUAAACGAAAAGGAAAUAAUAUGUACAGAGAUGUAUAUGCAGUAUAAGUGCUGUAGAACCACGAUUCAUCCUUUAGUUGAACUAAGUUCUCUGAUGUGGUAAAUAUGAAUUGACUGAAGGAGUUGCAUCGCUGUUGAUGCAUGGAUUAUGAGAGGGAAUCAAGCAAUGCAAAACAUGAAAUACAGUACAUUUCAAUGUUUUAUCAUACCAUUGUGAAAAGUCCCAUCAAUUCCCUUAAUUAAAAAGGAAAAAAAAUGUUUUUGUCCCUUAAUUGUAAAAUAAAACCUGAAGCAUUUCUUGAUUAA
Molecule: messenger RNA, 6350 nt
Organism: Cyprinus carpio (common carp)
Lineage: Eukaryota; Metazoa; Chordata; Actinopteri; Cypriniformes; Cyprinidae
Product: teashirt homolog 1-like
Exons: 2
Coding region: 1718-5128 (1136 amino acids)
Biological process (GO): regulation of transcription by RNA polymerase II
Cellular component (GO): nucleus
Molecular function (GO): DNA binding; DNA-binding transcription factor activity, RNA polymerase II-specific
Source: RefSeq, a predicted model, not a curated record